GCGGGCACCGGGGGGCAGAGCGAGCGAGCGCCCGGCGAACGGGCCGGGGACGCGGCGGCGGCGGCAGCAAGAUGGCGGCCAAGUCGGAUGGCGGCGGCGGCGGCGGCGGCGGCGGCGGCAGCGGCUUCGCCCAGCUGCACAACCUGGACGAGGCGGCGGCGGCCACGGGCGGCGGCGUCGGGGCAGCGGCGGCCGAGGUGGCGGAGGAGCCGGGCGCAAGCAGCUCCUUGCACAUCUGCCACUGCUGCAACACGUCGUCUUGCUACUGGGGCUGCCGGAGCGCCUGCCUGCGGAACCUCUUCGGGCGGGCCGCCGCCACCGCCGCCGCCGAGCCGCUGGCCCCGCGCCCCCCCGCCGCCGCCGCCGAAGGGCCGCCGGAGGGCGGCGAGGCGGCCGAGCGGCCGUGGCUGGACUGCCUGUGGAUCGUGCUGGCGCUGCUGGUGCUGCUGGGGGAUGUGGGCACGGACCUGUGGCUGGCGCUGCACCACUACGGCCGGCGGGACUACGUGUGGUGCGGCCUCACCCUGGCCUUCGUGCUGCUGCCCUCGGUGCUGGUGCAGAUCCUGAGCUUCCGCUGGUUCGUGCAGGACUACACGGGCGGCGGGCUGGGCGCCGUGCAGGGGCUCAGCAGCCGCGGGCCGCCCAUGAUGGGGGGGACCGCGGGCCGGCGUGGGGGACCCGCCGGCGGGGUAGGAGGAGCCGGCGGCACCGCCACCCCCGGGGCGCAGCGCCUCUGCAGGAUCUCCGUCUGGGUCUGGCAGUCCGUCAUCCACCUGCUGCAGAUGGGGCAGGUCUGGAGGUAUAUCCGAACCAUGUACCUGGGGAUCCAGAGCCAGAGGCGGAAGGAACACCAGCGGCGUUUCUACUGGGCUAUGAUGUACGAAUAUGCAGACGUAAACAUGCUGCGCCUCCUGGAAACGUUCCUCGAGAGCGCCCCUCAACUGGUGCUACAGCUCUGCAUAAUGAUCCAAAAGAACCGUGCAGAAACAUUACCAUGUGUGUCCUCUGUGGCCUCCCUGAUGUCCCUGGCUUGGGUGCUAGCCUCCUAUCACAAGCUUCUUCGGGACUCUAGGGACGACAAGAAGAGUAUGAGCUACAGAGGGGCCCUCAUCCAUCUCUUCUGGCGCCUCUUCACCAUCUCAUCCCGAGUUAUUUCUUUUGCUCUCUUUGCUUCCAUCUUCCAGCUCUACUUUGGGAUCUUUGUAGUGGUCCAUUGGUGUGCCAUGGCUUUCUGGAUCAUCCAUGGUGGGACAGAUUUCUGCAUGUCUAAGUGGGAGGAGAUCCUCUUCAACAUGGUGGUAGGGAUUGUGUACAUUUUCUGCUGGUUUAAUGUCAAGGAAGGGCGGACUCGAUAUCGAAUGUUUGCGUAUUACACGGUGGUCCUGACGGAGAACGCUGCCUUGACGCUCCUUUGGUAUUUUUACAGAGAUCCUGACACCACUGACUCCUAUGCCGUGCCAGCACUGUGUUGUGUCUUUCUUAGCUUUGCUGCUGGGAUAGCUUUGAUGCUGUUAUAUUAUGGUGUGCUGCAUCCCAUGGGGCCAAGAGCUAAGAUCUUUGCCAGCUCCUGUUGCGCCGAGCUGCUCUGGGGCAUUCCUUUGCCCCCCGAUGUUGAGCCCAUGGCGCCCCAAACCCCUGGGUACCGGGGGGCCCAGGCUACGCCCACCAGAGCGGUCACGGAGCAACAGGAGGAACUCACAGCUGACACUUGCUUGCCCGUUUUCCAGGUGAGAGCAAUGGUACCAUCUACUCCAUCUGGGCGACCCUACCCCCCCGAGGGGCCUCUCAUUAAGAUUGACAUCCCAAGAAAAAGAUAUCCUGCCUGGGAUGCUCAUUUUGUAGACAGGAGGUUAAGAAGAACUAUCAACAUCCUCCAGUAUGUCACCCCCACAGCUGUAGGUAUUAGGUAUAGAGAUGGACCUCUCUUAUAUGAGUUGCUACAAUAUGAAUCUUCACUUUAAAGCUCCUUAAAGCAA
Molecule: messenger RNA, 1976 nt
Organism: Poecile atricapillus (Black-capped chickadee)
Lineage: Eukaryota; Metazoa; Chordata; Aves; Passeriformes; Paridae
Gene: XKR6
Product: XK related 6
Exons: 3
Coding region: 72-1961 (629 amino acids)
Biological process (GO): apoptotic process involved in development; engulfment of apoptotic cell; phosphatidylserine exposure on apoptotic cell surface
Cellular component (GO): plasma membrane
Source: RefSeq, a predicted model, not a curated record